GCGUCGCACCAACGUCGUCGGCGAACCGGCCGACCGUCUCAACCGAGCGUUCUCCUCUCGCCAGGCCAGUAUCAAGCCGGGAGCCGUCGAGAGGGUUGAUCCACCUCCGCAAUCGGCGUUCACGUUACACUCGAACCACGUACAUAUCCGAGGAAACGACACGCCAGACGACGACGACCAGGGUGACGGUCUGUAGAGACUCAGUCGAGGGUGCGCGCGGGUGUAGUUGCACAACAGCACCGUGGCGGCUGUUGGCAUUUCGUUCAGGUGCGCGGCUAUCAGUGGAACUCACGGGGUUGGAUGAGAAAAAUGGGGCGUACGCCGAGCAACGAGAACCGGAUCGAUCGCGAAAUAAACGUACGCUGGAUGGACGACGACAUCGAGUAACCUCCCUCAAAAGCGGAAACCGAACAGUCGGCGACGCGGGUCGUAUCGUCGGCGGUGGCUCGUGUGUCUCUGUGAGAAUACUCGCGCCAUAGUGCGGUGGAUCGCGACGGUGCCCGAUACGCUACAGAGGAUAGAAUUCACCGGACACGGAGUCGUCGGGGUGAACGAGGGCUGCGUGAUAUCGUGUACACGAAAGAAACAGGGCUCGUCGCUGCGCGUCAGAUCCAGUGGCCGAGUUCUAAGUUUUACUGGUCGCGUAGGGUGCGUGGUGAAAGUGGUCGUGUCACCGUGUAUCAGGAGGUCGAGGUCGUGCCACCGAAGGUAUCGUCGAAACGCGACGACCGCGGCGACGUUUUGAGUGAUCGCCGACGAACGCAGGUGUCGCGAUACGAAUGAUACCAUUCCGACCCCGCGAAUUCUCGUGACCCUGAGGAAAUCGAGCCACGCCGUAAUUGGACACUCUUUCGGAAUCACCAUAGUCGGAGCUCGAGCUGCACAAACCGAGGAAAGAACGGGGUGGUAACACGCCAGGAAUCAACCAAGUGGAGGCUUAAGGGGCACUCGAAGAGACGACUACGUCGUCGAGAGGACAGACGGAGAAAGUGUGUCACCGACGUGGUACGAGGCACCUCGGGGGUGCCGUAGGUUAGGUCACCACGCUAGAGUCCCUUGAUACGAAGCGCCGAUAGGAUAACAAACCCUCUGGCAAACGUCGCAUUAAUUACGUUCGGAUUAAAAUUCCUUUUCCCUGAAUUCAAGUGAUGCUCAACCGUUGACAUGCUGACGCUCAUAAUUGAAUCAUUUUAUCGAGACCCGACGAAUCUCGGAGAAAUAUUAAAGUGAUAAGAGUAAUAACUGUUUAGCCUUGACACCAAUAUUCCCUUAGAAGUUAAGAAGCAAACGGAAAUUCUGUAAUUUGGCAAUAAUUCGAAGAGCUUCGUAACAUGAAUAUGACAUCGACGAGAAAGCAUCGCCGGCAAGUAAAUUCGAUGAACCAGAGUCUUGAUAACAAGGUUCCAUUGAUCUGAUUACUGGAAAGUGAAUUCAUUAAGCGGGAUCUGGUGCUGAUUCGCGCUUGCACGAGUGACCGGGGAAAGAUUCGUUCGAAUCAAGUUGUGCGUAACGUGAUCGUGAAGUGAUAUUCUCAUUGAGCGGCAUUCGAUUGAUGAUACCAAGUGUGUAAGGGAUGAAUCAUCGUGGAAAGUUGUGCUCGUAACGUGUCAGGUGUCUUGAUUCGUCUAAUUUCAUCUUAGCAUCAAUUAACGAAAGACUGUAUCCAAGACACACACAUAUCCAAUUAUCCUCGAAAUUACUUAAUUCUGCUUGUACUCUACUUAAUUCCCCGGAUUUUCUCAUAAAGAGAUACUCUACUCGUUACUGUCUCUAAUAGCCUGCUUGCAAUUUCGCGUGGGAGGAGAUGAACAUAUCUUGAAGAAGUACACACAUACGAGGUAUUCAAGAAAAAAAGCUUGCCAUUCCGCACAGACGUGUGCAUAGUCACUCUCUCUUUCCAUAUCCGACACCCACGCACGUAGACGAGACCAUCCGCGCGUGCGUGCUCACGUGCGAAUGCAGCCGGUACAACGUGGCUAGCGAACAAGUACACAACCAACUAUCCACUCAGAUCGAAAGCCUUGUUAACAGUCGACCUACCCCGUACGGCCGAAUGUCAAACCGUCGUUGCUGAUCAUCACAUAAAAUUAGACAGCAGAGAUUUCGAUGUAAUGUGACGAAGAAUCAGUCGCGGAAGUAACUCGUAGGUGAACAUUUCUAUAAUUGAACAGAAUCUGAUGAACAGGAUCUAGCAUCCGACACGUAAAUCAUGCAUUCUACGCUCGUGACCGGCAACGUAUGCGCGCUGCUGCCGUUCCUGGUGAUUUUACUCAGCCAGGUAGCCCUGUCGUUCGUGCUGGAAGGCUCGGCUACCAGCUACGCUCAAUUCCGAAAAUGGAACGCGGGCCUGAACGGCACCCUCGAGUUCGAAUUUAAGACCGAGCAGGGUACCGGACUGCUGCUGUACACCGACGACGGCGGUACCUACGACUUCUUCGAGGUGAAGCUCGUCGAGAGCGCGUUGAGAUUGAGAUACAACUUAGGUGGCGGUGCGCAGAUCGUCACCGUCGGCCACGACCUCGGCGAUGGUCACUGGCACAAGGUGCAGAUCACCAGGUGCAACGAGAACACCACAUUGACAGUGGAUGGCGUGAGCGCGGUCUCGACAUCGCGCGGCAAGGAAUUCGAGUUCGGAAAGCUGGCAGGUAACUCCGACGUUUACGUGGGCGGCAUGCCUAGCUGGUACAACAGCAAGCUCACGUUACUGGCGCUACCGAGCGUGAUCUUCGAGCCGAGGUUCAACGGGUUCAUCAGGAACCUCGUGUACGCCGACGGGGAGAACACGGUGCCUAAGAGGCAGGAGAUGAAGAGUCGGGACGCCAAGUGCGGUGGCUUUCCCUGUGUCGAAAUUGUGAAACGCAAAUCGCCAAGGAGUUUACGCAACAUGAUGACAGCCAAUACGACGGACGCUUGUGAAACGCGUGAUCCCUGCCAACACAACGGGAUCUGCAUCUCGACCGACAGUGGACCCAUCUGCGAGUGCCGGUCCGGCGAUUAUGAGGGUGCCUAUUGUGAGAAAGAAGCAUGGAGCACGGUGCUGCCUACGGCGGGUGCUGGUGAUUACUGGGCGUGGGAGUACAAUAAAGCACCUUUCGAAGCAUCGUUCAGGGGAACGGAAUACCUCACGAUAGAUCUGACCGUAGGGAAACCGAUUCUGAGCACCCAAGAGUCCCUCAGUUUGCAAUUUAAGACCAGACAGCCGAAUGGACUUCUGUUCUAUUCUGGCAAGGGUGACGACUAUCUGAUCGUGUCCCUGAGAGACGGCGGGGUGGCCGUGGGGAUGACGUUGGCCAAAGGGAGAUUGGAUCUACACAUAAAACCAGCUCGGGUUCGGUUCGACGAUAAUCAGUGGCACAAGAUCACCGUCCACAGGAAAGUUCAAGAGAUAUCUCCUAUCACCAGUUUCUGUAAGCUGUACGGCGUCGUCGAUGGGAUUUACGCAGAGCACAGCCACACCGCAGGCUCGUUCACACAUUUGGCGAGCGAUCGACUGCUGGUGGGCGGUGGCGCCGACGCAAAAUCCCUGCAGGGCGCCAAAGGGAUCAACAACUUCGUCGGAUGCCUGAGAAAGGUGGAAUUCAUCGCGGAGGGGGUGAAAAUGGAGCUGAUCGAGGCGGCCAAGAGCAGAGCCGCGGGCGCCGCAGCCUGGGGCAAAAUGGAUUUCCACUGUCGGGAACCGAAAGCCUCGGACCCAAUCACCUUCACCACAAGGGACUCUCAUCUCGUCCUGCCACCUUGGAAGGCGGCCAAGUCCGGCAGUAUAUCCUUCAAAAUCCGUACCAACGAACCGAACGGGUUGAUCAUGUAUAGCCGCAGCGGUGCUCACACCAGGCAAGACCUUUUCGCGUUUGAAAUUUUCGGUGGUCACCUGUAUCUGCACGCUGAUCUUGGGAGCGGGCCUGUCAAGGUGAAGUCGUCGAAGCAGCGCAUGGACGACGGCAUAUGGCACGACGUCGCACUUCGCCGCGUCGAAAGGGAUGGACGCGUGACCGUCGACGAUACCAUAGUCGAGUUCCACACACCAGGCGAUUCUACGCAACUUGAUCUAGACGGAUUGCUGUAUAUCGGUGGCGUGGGCGCUCCAUUUGCACCGUUAACAGUUCCUCCGGUGCUGUGGACAGGUGCCUUGAGACAGGGCUACGUCGGUUGCAUGAGGGAUCUUGUCAUAAACGGGCAACCAAUCGAUAUAGCCGGAUACGCUCAGCAACAAGACUCCGGCGCUGUCAGGCCGGCCUGUCACCCUCAACCGCCCCACUGUCCCUCGCAACCCUGUAUGCAGGGUGGCCAUUGUCUCGAGGGUUGGAACAGGUUUCACUGCGACUGCACGGGAACACCCUUCACCGGUCCUACAUGUGGAAAAGACGCAUCAACGUUGCAUUUGAACGGAACACAGCAAAUGACUGCGUUGAUGCCGGAGGACUCGAAAACGCAAGCCGAGGAAAUAGUAGUCCGUUUCAAAACGACUAGGCCACGCGGCCUCCUCCUAGCCACGGGUUUCGAGAACAGCCCAGAUCGGCUGCAAAUCUACCUAGAGGAAGGCAAAGCAAACAUGCUGAUCCACAUCGGCGACAAGGAAAAGACGUUGAUUACUGGCCAAGGGUUAAACGACGACAUGUGGCACACGUUGAGGUUCUCCAGAAGGUCUGCUUCCCUCAAGUUGCAAAUCGACGACGAUCCAGCUGUGCGUGCGGAAACGCCGCUUGGCAAGCAAGGCAUUUUGGAAUUCCGAAGGCUCCACAUCGGCGGGUAUUUGCACGCCGGCGAGGAAAUCCCGCACUUCGUUGGUCAGCUGCAGCAGAUCUGGUUUAACGGCUACCCAUAUCUGGAAAUAGCGCGAAGUUCUGGAAAUCAUCAGGCUUCCCAUCAAGGUGUAACGCCCAUCAUCAGGGUCACAGGCAAAUUCGGCAAGCGGAAUCACCCGGUCCAUUAUCCAGUCACGUUCACGUCGAAACACACGUUCGUAGGAUUGCCCGUCUUGAAAGCGUACGUGGAAACGAACAUCUAUUUCCAGUUUAAAACGCGCGAGGCGAACGGGUUGAUCUUGUUCAAUGCCGGCCGCGAGCGGGACUUCAUCGCGGUGGAGCUGGCCAGUGGACACGUCCACUACGUGUUCGACCUGGGCGAUGGACCGGUCAGGAUCAGGGACACGUCAAAGUCGAAGCUAAACGAUGGAAAAUGGCACGCGGUGAGCAUCGGCAGGCCGGCGCCGAAAAGGCACACGCUCGCGGUCGACGAUCACGUUACCGCUGUCAAUAGUCAGGGCAGUAACGAGAACCUCGACCUCGACGGGAUAUUGUAUGUUGGCGGCGUGGAGAAAUCGCAGUACGGUCAACUGCCAAAGCAAAUACUCAGUAAACACGGUUUCGAGGGUUGCCUCGCAUCGUUGGACCUCAGCGGCGAGAGCACCAAUCUGAUCUCGGAUGCGGUCGUGCCCAGCUCUUCAGUGGAAUCCGGCUGCGACAUGUAUUCCGGCGUUCACCCCGGCAAAAAGUGCACGCACGACCUGUGCUCGAAUCACGGCACGUGCGUCCAGCAAUGGAACAGUUACACGUGCGACUGCGACAUGACCAGUUUCACUGGGCCCACGUGUAACGAAGGUAAAAACGCAUACUUACAUUCUCAUUCGUAA
Ceratina calcarata is the source of this 5629-nucleotide messenger RNA. RefSeq names its product neurexin 1 (gene Nrx-1). Gene Ontology annotation, molecular function: calcium ion binding. The transcript has 18 exons. Lineage: Eukaryota; Metazoa; Arthropoda; Insecta; Hymenoptera; Apidae. The coding region runs from base 2210 to 5629 and encodes 1139 amino acids. The record is from RefSeq and is a predicted model, not a curated record.